AUGGGCCUAGAAAAACGAAGCUCACAGCCAACGGCCACGGUCGGCCAUGGAUCAAUCCACGCCGACCCAGACGUCGAUCCUGCCAUGGAGAAAGGCGACCGUGAAAUCACCCAGAUCCAGGGUGAUGCUCACUUCUACGAGACUGUCACGGCCGCGCCCUUGAACCCUUGGUCCAAGACCAGUCUGCAGCUCUACAUGAUUUUGUUGGUUGCCGCACUCAACGCAACCGCCUCUGGCUUCGACGGCUCCAUCUUCAGUUCCAUCAAUGCUAUGGAUCAGUACAAGGCCUAUUUUCACCACACCGAGCUUGGGUCUGCCACCGGCAUCAUCUUCAUGAUCUACACUAUUGGAAACAUGGUCGGAUCUCUAUUCACUGGUCCCAUCUGCGACCACUUUGGCCGUCGAGCGGGCAUGAUGACUGGAUCUGUUCUGAUCAUGAUCGGAGCUGCCGUCCAGACCGCUGCCCAGAACGAUUCCUACCUCCUGGGUGGACGGUUUGUCCUCGGAUUCGGUGUGUCUAUCGGAACGUCCUCCGCUCCCACUUACGCCCUCGAACUCGCCCCUCCCCAAUGGCGAGCCCGUGUUGUCGGUUAUUAUAACACUUUCUUCUACACUGGAUCCAUCCUGGCCACCGGCGUGGCAUAUGCCUCUGCCAAAAACGACAGCGAACUCGCUUUUCGAUUGCCCCUGGGUCUUCAGCUGAUCCCGCCCGCCUUCAUCUUCAUUGGAGCCUGCCUCGUUCCCGAAUCUCCACGGUGGCUCACCAUGAAGGGCAAGAAGGAAAUGGCCGCUUCCAUUUUAGCCAAAUAUCACGGCGGUGGUGACAUGGAACAUCCCAUGGUCAAGCUUGAGAUUCGAGAAUUCGAGCAGAACAUCGAGCUGCAGAAGGCUUCCAGCGUGUGGAACUACUGGGCUCUUGUCGACACGCACAACGCCCGCUGGCGAUUCGCCAUGAUGGCCUUCAUGUCCAUCUUUGCUCAGAUGGCGGGUAACUCUGUUUUGACCUACUAUCUGCCCUCCAUGUACAAGCUUCUCGGCAUCCAGACGACCGAAAAGCGACUGCUGCUUACCUUUAUGAACUCGAUUGUCUCUUGUGCGGGCGCGGUCGCUGGAUCGGCAACCAAUGAUCGCAUUGGCAGGCGAACCAAGCUGUGGGUUGGCAGUAUUGUUCUGGCAGGCCUCUUCGGCGGCGUGACGGGAUUCUCGAGCCACUUUGAGGACAAGACCAAGACUGUCAGCUCAGCCCUCUCCAAUGGUGGUGUUGCCUUCAUCUUCCUUUUCGGAUGCGCCUAUUCAUUUGUCUACACUCCGCUUACCGCCACGUACUGUGCCGAAGUGCUGGCCACGCCUACUCGCGCCAAAGGAAUGGGAAUUCACGUCAUUCUGUCCAACUGCGCCAACUUGUACAACACGUAUGUUACCGCUAUUGCUCUGGACUCGAUCGACUGGAGGUACUACCUCAUCUUUGUGGGCCUGAACCUGCUCUAUAGUGUCAUAUGGUUUGUCUUUGGUGUUGAGACUCGUGGCCGCACCCUCGAGGAGAUGGACGAUGUCUUCAAUGCCAAGUUCCCACCUCGUGCUGCCCUCCAGAAGGCCGUCAUGGUACGACAAGGGGAUGGACACUUGCAAGGACUGGACGGGGACGAUGCAUAG
This is a messenger RNA of Metarhizium brunneum ARSEF 3297, 1653 nucleotides long. RefSeq names its product Lactose permease. The record is from RefSeq and is a predicted model, not a curated record. Gene Ontology annotation, cellular component: membrane. Gene Ontology annotation, molecular function: carbohydrate:proton symporter activity. Lineage: Eukaryota; Fungi; Ascomycota; Sordariomycetes; Hypocreales; Clavicipitaceae. Gene Ontology annotation, biological process: transmembrane transport; carbohydrate transport.